AAAAGUAGGGCUGUCAAAUGAUGAGCCUUUUUAAUCAGAUUUACCACAGUUUUCAAAUUACUCAUGAUUAAUCACCAUUUACAGCUACAGUAUGUCUGAAAUAUGCCCACUUUCUCCUGUAUUUUAUUAGCAAAGAUAAAUGACAGAUAAAUUAGAUAAGAUAAAGAUCAGAUAAAUUCGUAUGUAUCAGCAGCUCCAAAGCUAAAAGAUAGCACACGUCUGUAAAUCUUUUUGCCUAACACUAGUCUCUUUAAUUGUAGCAGACCAUUUAAAUCACACUUUUAACUGUAUUAUGAGCAAUGAGCUGCGUUCAAAGACGCCACGUAUUUCACACAGUUUUAGUGUAUUUACGGGACUUCCGAUAGACUUAAAUGCAGCAGUGUUAGUUAACUGAAUUAUAUGAACCAAUAAGUGAGUUUAAUCAAGUGUAAGCGAUAAGAAUAGCCACUUACCGUUUUUCCUUUGCCUUUCUGUAUUUAACCAUCUCAUAAUAGCUCGCAUAAUAAAGACGUUCUGAUACUCGGAGUGUCCGUGAAUGCCCCUCGCGCGAGUGUGUCAGAGCGUUGUUCCGAGGACGGACAGAAACGUGUGCGCGCGUUGGAGAUACUGUUGGAAUCGGAUGUGUUUAGGACAGAAUAAAAGGUAUUAAAAAAGCACCUGAUUCUGUGGGAACGCUACACGUUGCCUCCGUCUGCCUUUGUAACAGAGGAGUGUACAAUUCAAUCAUUUAGUUACGGCAGCCCUAGUAAAAAGCUAAUACUUUUUGUGGUGCCAUAGAAGAAUCUUGGGAUACGGGAGCUAAACAAGGUGAAAAAAAUGCUAUGUUUACGAACUGGCCAUAAGUUGCGGCCUCCCUCCAGUUAAAAUGAAAUGUUCCAUGGGGGCGGGAAACCUCCCUACUACUCCACUGUAUGCUUGUUUGGAGGUACAGGCAGACACUUAUACAUAUAUUAUUAUUAGUCUUUUUUUUAAAAUGCAGGACUCAUCCUCAUGAUGCCGAGGCUGACUUCAUGACAGCAGAUGGGGCUUUUAAUUCUUGGUCUGUCCGUUGCACAGCAACCUUGGAGGUGACUGUGAAAAGGCGCGUUCGCUACGUAAGAAUUCAGGGAUCCAUUUAAAUAUUGGAAAAAUCUGUUUUUCUGACAUGUAAUGUAAAAGGACAGCCUUGGUCGCUUCUGUUGGCUGUUGGCUGAACCCGACAAGGUUAACAGGGAACAAAAGCUGUUUUUAAGAACUUCAGGGUCCAAUCCUUGUACAAGUGUGACAGCUUUGUAGGUUGUCUUCAAGGCUUCUUCCUCUGAAAGGAGUUUUUCCCUUGGCAAGUGUUGCUAACAUGGACAUUUGUUGGGUUCUGAUCCAGAGCAAAUCCCUCUUGGUAUGCUUUUCUCGUGUUGGCUGUUGGAUGAACCCGAAAGGUUUUUAAAAUGAAAACAUACAAAACUGCAAAUUGUCCAGUAAAUACAAUUUAACAACCAUAUAAAGCAUGAAAAAAUAAGUAUGAAACAAGGUCAACUCCUGGAUUCAACUACCGUAAGCAAAUAGGUAAGAGCCUCCUAUGGGCUAAUUAGUGAACAUGCAUCGUGAUUAGCAGAACUCAACUCACGAAACGAUCAAUUUGUACUGUAUCUAUGUCAUCAAUAGUGUGUGCACUUUACAGUCUUCUCAUUCUGGGAUACACGGGAUAUAAAAGACAUUUUUGCUUGUUCUGGGGGUUGAGUGACCCCCGAAAAGGAGGAAUUAAGUUAGAAAGACCCCGGUAUUGGAAAACAGCCUGACUUGCAACCAAGACCACAAAAUAGAUAAAAAGGGAACUAAACACGUAGGCAGUCAGAAUACUUUCAAAGGUCAAGAAUGUGCCGUACAUGUCAGUGUUAUACAUUCUUUACUUUCUGUGUAUGAAUGCUGAAGAACGUUCUCUUGGAGAGAUAUCUGGAGAGCCACGUCAACGUUACGUGGUCAGAGCCUUGUUCACACAAUAGUGCAAUAAACAAGGACACUUCCCAUUGUAAACUGCGUCUGAAUGCAGUUCUUUCAUAUUCCAUGACAUGUUUCAGCUGCUAACAAGUUAAUUGCCCUAACUGAUGCAGUGUGUAGCGUCUCAGUUGUGAAACAACUAUGUCUAAAGGCAUCCUGUGGUCAUGAAAAAGAUACUAAAAUGGGGUAAACAACUGUCCAAUGCAUUAUAAAAAAGUGGAAGGACAGCGGGGAAACUGCGCAGUACAGUCAUGGCCAAAAGUUUGGAAAAUGACAAGUAUUGGUUUUCACAAAGUUUGCUGCUUCAGUGUUUUCAGAUAUUUUUGUCAAAUGUCACUAAGGUAUACAGAAGUAUAAUUACAAGCAUUUCAUGUGUGCCAAAGGCUUUUAUUGAAAGCUACAUUACGUCAGUGAAAAGAGUCAAUAUUUGCAUUUACCGUGGCAUUUCAUUAAUUCACUUCUGGGCCACAUCCUGGCUGAUGACAGCCCAUUCUUGCAUAAUUAACGCUUGGAGUUUGUCAGUAUUCGCAAGUUUUUGUUUGUCCACCCGCCUCUUGAGGAUUGACCACAAGCUGGCCAAGUUUCCUGGCCAUGGAGCCAAAAUGCUGAUGUUUUUGUUCCCUGAGCCAGUUAUCACUUUUGCCUCAUGACAAGGUGGUUCAUCACGCUGGAAAAAGCGUGAAGUUUGGUGGUGAAGUUUGCCACCAAACUGGGAGAAGUUGCUUUUGGAGGUUGUUUUGGUACCAUUCUUUAUCCACGGCUGUGUUCUUAGGCAAAAUUGUGAGUGAGCCCACUUUCUUGGCUGAGAAGCAACCUCACACAUGAAUGUUUUCAGGAUGGUUUACAGUUGACAUGAUGGUAGCGCUAAUUUUUCUUCUGCAGACAAGCUUUUUUCUGGAUGCCCCAAAGGAAAGGCAAUUCAUCAGAAAAAAAUGACUUUACCUCAGUCUUCAGGAGUCUAAUGUCUGUACCUUUUGCAGAUUAUCAAUUUGUCCCUGAUGUUUUUCCUGGAGACAAGUGGCUUCGGUGUGCCCUUCUUGGCACCAAACCAUUUACCAAAAGUCUUCGCCUCACUGUGCUUGCAGAUGCACUCACCAUUGCCCGCUGCCAUUCCUGAGCAGGUGCUGCACUGGUGGUGCCCCCAUUCCCACAAAUGAAUCAACUUCCUGAGACAGUCCUGGCGCUUGCUGGACUUUCUCGGGCGCCCUGAGGCCUUCUUCACAAGAAUUGAACCUCUCUCCUUGAAGUUGUCGAUGAUGUGAUAAAUGGCUUAUUGAGGCGCAAUCUCACUAGCAGCAAAAUCCUUGCCUGUGAAGCCCAUUUUGUGCAAAGCAAUGAUGACUGCACGUUUCCUUGCAGGUAACCAUGUUUAACAGAGGAGGAACGAAGAUACCAAGCACCACCCUCCUUUUAAAGCUUCCAGCCUGUUAUUAUAAGUCAAUCAGCAUGACAUUCUUUCCUUGUCAACACUCUAUCUAUAUCUUACCUAUGUUAGCCAGGGAAUCACUGACAUGAUGUCAGCUGGUCUUUUUGUGACAGGGCUGAAAUGCAGUGGAAAUUGUGUUUUGGGGGAUUCAGUUCAUUUUCAUAACAAAAAGGGACUUUGUAAUUCAUUGCUAUUCAUCUGAUCACUCCUCACAACAUUCUGGAGUAUUUGGAAAUUGCCAUCAUAAAAACUGAGGCAGCAUACUUUGUGGAAAUUAAUAUUUGUGUAAUUCUCAAAACGUUUGGCCGUGACUGUAGUCCAAUCUCCUGUCAUCAAUACAAUUUGUAUUCAUGCCUGACAAUGUACAGCGUUUAAUAGUGUUCUUUUCAGAAAAGUGCAAUGAUGCAGGCAGGUGCAACAGGUAAGAGUUUGAAGAGUGUGAAUGAUUAUUUAAUUUUUAGUAAAGUGCAUCGCAACAACAAAUGGGAACUUCCUGUCCCUCAGUUGAAAUGCAUACAGAGUGGGGAAAUUGGUAUGGAGCUAGCGAUUCAAUCCGAACACAAAUACAUGUACUGUCACACCCCAAGUGCACAGCGAACAAGGAGUUUUUAACGACAGAUUCAAGGCUGAAUCCUCCUUCAAGGUGCUUAUGUGAGCAAGCAGCCUCAGUUUGUCCAAUGAUUGACACCAGCACGCCGGCCAUGCUGGACCGAACCGGGCCAGCCCACUGCACAGUGUGCUGCUGCACACUGGCCAACAAAAUCCUCAUGGUGGUCUUCAUGGUGCUGCUAAUCCUGGCCAUCCUGUUUGGGAACCUACUGACGCUGGCGGUGGUUCUGGGCACCAAACACUUCCACACACCUCAGGGCUACCUGAAGGCCUCGCUGGCCGUGGCCGACCUGGCGGUGGGAGCCUUCGUGGUCCCGCUUUCAGUCUACGCCGAGGUCUACCUCAUGGCCGCCGACUCCGCGCCCGAGUGGACGGCGUCCAACUCUCAGUCGGUGAGUUUUCACCCUUGCAAUGUCAUCGGGCCCAUCUUCGCCGGAUGCACGUUGGUGUCCAUCACCACCAUAUUCCUGCUGACCAUCGAGCGGAGCAUCGCCGUGCUGCGCCCACUGCACAAAGACUCUGUGAUAACGCGCAAAAGGACCACCAUCCUCAUCAUGCUCUCCUGGCUGGGGAGUUUCUUCCUGGCUGUGUCACCCAUGAUCUUCAGCCGGGAGAUCGCCCUGGAGUACAACCCCUGCAGCCGCAUGUGCAACUAUGCUCUUGGGACCAUCAGCGAGUUCCCUUCGCAGGCCUGGAACAUCCUCCUCCUCUUCCCGGCCUUCGACUUCACGCUGCUGGGCGGCACGGUGGCCAUCAACAUCAUCUCGCUGUCCAGGAUCAGGCAGCACUCCAAGCGCAGGAAGCACCUAGCGGAGGCCGAGUGCCAGAGUGCCACCAAGCCCAGCUUCUCCGACAUCAAAGCUGCCAAAACCAUCGGGACGCUGACGGUAGCCUUCAGCGCCUCCUUCACUCCCAUCGCUGUCUUUGUGGUAGGCAACGUUUUGGGAAACGAGUGGUGUAACUUCUCCUUUUUUGCCUUCUGGAUUUUGGCCGCCAACAGCUGCUGCAACGUGAUCAUUUACAGCGUACGCGAUCAGAAGUUCAGGCUUUGUGCACACAAGCUGCUCAUGCCUCUGCAGAGGAGGGAGGCAAACAAGAGCUGCAGACAGACUUGAUCCUCCAGUGCGCAAACACACUUUGCUGAUGUGACGUCUUUUAAACGCUGAUCAUUGUGGGAGUGGCUGGUCUUGUUCUCUCUCAAGCUGUGGAACGGUUCUUUCGCUCAGAACCUCAUUGAAAGCGUGACGCAGACCGACAUCUCAGAUAUCACAAGUUCCUCAGAAAAACAUGCGCGUCAGCAACACUUUAAAUGUGGUCAAAUGUGUCCUUUCCAGCUUUGUGUUUGACUUGCAUGGACAUGAAGUCUCUAAGUGAUGUAUUGGAAACGUUUUGGAGUGGUUGUCACGUGACAGUCAUGUGAGUAUCCCAGGAUAUGGCUUCCCCGAAAUGGCAGUGUGUCAGGUAAAUUAGCUCAUUUUUUGCCAUUCAAGCUCAUUUUAAAGCCAAAUGGGCAAUAUUACAAUUCGCAUGCUCUCACUAGAGGUGUCUUAGAAUAUUCGACGAUUCGAUGCGGACGAGUCUGAUUUGACGACAAAUCUCCCCAUCGGAUUGUAUGAAAUGUCAUGUGAUCAAUAGUGUGCCAUGGCGGAGGAUUCCCACGGCUGCUGUUGAGCAUACAUUUUUACACAGAAUGUCUUUGAUUUUGUUAUAAAAAGCUUAUUUUGAUACAAAAUCAGCCUAAUUUGUGUACAUAAAGAACUGAAAAAGACGUGUGUGUUUAACAGAAAACCUACACUUACCGUGAAUGAAUAAAAUCACCAUCUUCAGUGGCACAAUCCAGAGGAGCUGAGGUGAGCGCUAGCUUUGAACACUGGAAAGACCGUCAACAUCGACAGACUUAUUGGCUAAUAAUGGCGACUAAAGAAAGUCUUCCAAAGUGUGGAAGUAUUUUGAAAAGGGCCAAGAAAGUGCAGUCCAGCUUGUGUCAGCAGCUUCUUCCAACCAACUUGGAGUAUCAUUUAGAGGAAAAAAUGUUGCCCAUCAUCCACAAUCCUUAUGUGAGACAUGAACACACGUCUUUCUCGUUUCUGUCCGUUCUAAAGAUAUAAAAACAGUUAAAAAGACACACAUACAGUACAUGCAAGCUGCCUACAAAGACGGCUAUUAAAACACCUCCAAAAACCUUCAACAAGGUGUUAUGGUUUUAUGUACAUAAUGUAACCAUGUAGUAACAGGUACAUUCAUGAUAACAUGUAAUACUUAAAGUAUUUUGGUCCUGUGGAUGAUGGGCAAAAUUCCCCCCAAAAAAGUAUAGCUUUCCUUUUAAAAGGCUGUGACGCCAACUUCAUUUUAUAUCCUGACUGUGGAUUUUAUUCCAAUAAAUUAGGCUGCUAACAGAGUUUUGGCAAGUUGUUGUUUUUCAAGCCAUGUUCCUAUUUUGUGCGCAUUUUUUCUAAUGUGUGAUAUUCCCACUUGCUGGCAGCGACCAUGUUCCGGUUUUGUUCUUCUUGCUUUCUGUGUCACUUUAAAUAAAUGAAGGUACUAUUUGCUUAUUUGAGAGUUGUAGCCUAUUUCUUUGAGGUGGAAAAAGCUGCAAAUGAUAUGUUUAUCUGGAGGCUUUUGCCACAGGGCCAGACAAACAACAAGCACGUCUACAAAAAG
Molecule: messenger RNA, 6670 nt
Organism: Dunckerocampus dactyliophorus (ringed pipefish)
Lineage: Eukaryota; Metazoa; Chordata; Actinopteri; Syngnathiformes; Syngnathidae
Product: beta-2 adrenergic receptor
Exons: 2
Coding region: 3883-5124 (413 amino acids)
Biological process (GO): G protein-coupled receptor signaling pathway
Cellular component (GO): membrane
Molecular function (GO): trace-amine receptor activity
Source: RefSeq, a predicted model, not a curated record